This is a messenger RNA of Manihot esculenta (cassava), 1291 nucleotides long. RefSeq lists its product as uncharacterized. Lineage: Eukaryota; Viridiplantae; Streptophyta; Magnoliopsida; Malpighiales; Euphorbiaceae. The coding region runs from base 224 to 1087 and encodes 287 amino acids. The transcript is spliced from 5 exons. The record is from RefSeq and is a predicted model, not a curated record.
GAGUCUUACAAAGAGACCAGUGGAAAUCACUUCAACUCCCCGCCUUUGCCACGUGGCAAUAGCUGUGCCCAAAGCAGUGGCUUCUUCGGUUGUCCCGGCGUCCAACGCAAAAGCAAGCAACGUCAAUAGAAAAUUUCCAGGUGCUGAACUUCCUAAUGGGCAAGUGCCAGGAAAUGAAUUGUGCUGCUGUAUUUGAUCAAAUUUAAUCAGUGAGAAAGUAAAGAUGGGCUCCGAUUCCAACUCCACGGCAUCAACAGGCACACCAACGGCAUCGCCGAAUGGGAAGCGAAGUAGAGAUCCCGAGGACGAGGUUUAUCUCGACAAUCUCCAUUCGCACAAGCGUUACCUAAGCGAGUUUUUUGUUGAUGGGUCACAAUGGUCUUCGCGAGACUUGAACCGGGUUUUCUUCAAAUGCUCAUCUAUAAUGGCAUCUAGCUUAAAUGGGUUAACUGUUGGAGAACCGCUUUCUGAAAAUCUUAUGGAAUCUCCAGCAAGGUCUGAAGGCAUGUUCUCUGCCAGGGAUGAAAUGUCCUUGCAAUAUUCACCAAUGUCAGAAGACUCAGAUGACUCUAGAUUUUGUGAGACCCCCAUAAAUACUUGCUCAUUCCAACCUGAGAGUUUGCCCACCAGUCCAGUUUCUCCCUACAGGUACCAAAGACCAUUUGGUGGGUUCUCUUCUGCUUCUUCUACCAGCUCGUAUUCAGUACAUGGCUGCCCUGCCACUAGCGUCAGCUGUUCACAACCUCGCCAACGAGGUUCAGAUUCUGAGGGUCGGUAUCCAUCCUCACCUAGUGAUAUCUGCCACUCAGCUGACUUGAGGAGGGCUGCACUCUUGCGAUCUGUGCAGAUGAGGACACAACCUCCUGGAUCAUCAUCUUUUGAUUUGCCUUUUGGUUCAGGGCAGGAGCCUAUACCUAGUAUAGAAGUAGAUGAGCGGCCAUGUCCAUAUAUGAAGUCCUUAGUUGAUGAGAGAGAUUAUCAUAUUGAAGAGUGUUCUUCAGUGCGUACCUCAGGACCUGAACUUAAUAAUGGAAAGUCAUGCAGAGCCUUGAAUAUGAGUAUAAAAGGGGAUGAAUUGGGAGAUUAAAACACUUAUGGAACUGGAUUAUCAAACUGACUUUGACUGCAUCUCGUAAGAUCGUGGUAGCCUGCAGCUAACAGCUCUUGUUUGUUCAUUUAAUUCACUCAUUUUUAUAAUGGCAUCUAGCUUAAAUGGGUUAACUGUUGGAGAACCGCAUUCUGAAAAUCUUAUGGAAUCUCCAGCUAGGUCUGAAGGCAUGUUCUCUGCCAG